AUGUCGUUUGGAACUCUAUACACCGUCUCCGUUCAGGCAAAGGGAAGAAUUAUCAAAGCUACUGCUGCUCUUGCAGGGCUCACUCUCGACGGACCGACUGGAUACACUCACUUUGAGACCAACAAAACCCCAGAGUAUCUUGCGAAGUUCCCGCAUGGGAAGAUUCCUGCGCUAGAGACAAAGGAUGGCUUCAAGCUCUUUGAGGGUGCUGCUAUCGCCCGCUACAUUGCAUCAAAAUCCGGCAAUGCCAACCUUCUCGGCCUCACUCCUGAAGAUGCUGCUUUAGUCGACCAAUGGGUUCACCUCGCUGAAUCUGAAGUCGAUUUUGCGACCGACAUGAUCUUGGGAAUGUGCAAGGGCAUCUAUGUCUACGCUAAACCAAACCACAACCAACUCCUUGAACGCCAAGCUCGCGCUCUGGGCACAUUCGAAAAACACCUUGCGGCCAACACCUUCCUCGUCGGUGAACGCAUUACUCUCGCUGACCUCUUCUUCGCUGGUACCAUCCAACGCGCUGUUCAAAAUACACUCGACGCUGAAGCUCGCCCCAAAUACCCCGCUAUCAUUCGUCACCUCGAAACCAUCGUCAAUCAACCUAAAUUAACGGAAGCGUAUGGAAAGACUGAGUAUACCGAAAAGGCGAUUCAGUUCACUCCCCCACCCAAGGAGAAGAAGGAGGCGAAGCCUGCAGCAGCAGCAGCACCCAAGGCUGAGAAGAAGCCCAAGGCGAAGGAGGUGGAUGAUGAUGACGACGAUGAGCCUUCUGUUCCUGCUGAACCGAAAGCCAAGAAUCCUCUUGACGAUCUUCCUAAAUCGACCUUCAACCUUGAGGAUUGGAAGAGGGCGUACUCUAACAAAGAAACUCGAGGAGCCGAUGGUGCGCUUGAGUGGUUCUACCAAAACUUCGACAAGGAAGGCUAUUCUAUCUGGCGUGUAGACUUCAAAUACAACGAUGAACUCAAACAGACGUUCAUGUCUGCCAACCAAAUUACUGGAUUCUUCAACCGUCUCGAGGCAUCUCGUAAAUACCUCUUUGGAUCUGUUGGUGUCCUCGGCAAGAACAACGACUCUAUUAUUACUGGAGUCUUGAUUGGGCGAGGGAACAAGGUGGAGGCGGUUGUUGAUUGUGCGCCCGAUUGGGAGUCGUAUGAGUAUAAGGCUAUUGAUCUGUCGGAUCCUGCGCAAAAGGAUUUCUUUGAGGGUGCGCUUGCUUGGGAUCUUGUGGUUGAUGGGAAGACGUGGGCUGAUGGAAAGAACUUCAAGUAA
Molecule: messenger RNA, 1266 nt
Organism: Marasmius oreades (fairy-ring Marasmius)
Lineage: Eukaryota; Fungi; Basidiomycota; Agaricomycetes; Agaricales; Marasmiaceae
Exons: 6
Coding region: 1-1266 (421 amino acids)
Biological process (GO): translational elongation
Cellular component (GO): nucleus; cytoplasm
Molecular function (GO): translation elongation factor activity
Source: RefSeq, a predicted model, not a curated record